AUGGGCAGGAGGAUGCGGGACGCCGCCGCCGCCGCCGCCGCCGCCGCGGGGCUCUGGCUGCUGGCGCUGGGCUCGCUGCUGGCGCUGUGGGGCGGGCUCCUGCCGCCGCGCACCCAGCCGCCCGAAGACCGACUCCCCCGGCGCCCGGCCGGGAGCGGCGGCCCGGGGCCCGCGCCUCGCUUCCCCCUGCCCCCGCCCCUGGCGCGGGACGGCCGCGGCGGCUCCCUGAAAACUUUCCGGGCGCUGCUCACCUUGGCGGCCGGCGCUGACCGCCAGCCCCGGAGGCCACCGGGUGAGCGCGGGCGGCACGUGCCAGCCGGGCGGCCGGGUCCCGAGGGGCGCGCCGCGGUGCACGGGGGCGUCUUCUGGAGCCGCGGCUUGGAGGAGCAGGUGCCCCGCGGCUUCUCCGAGUCGCAGGCGGCGGCGUGGCUGGAGGCGGCACGCGGCGCCCGGGUGGUGGCCCUGGAGCGCGGCGGCUGCGGGCGCAGCUCCAACCGGCUGGCUCGCUUCUCCGACGGCACCCGCGCCUGCGUGCGCUACGGCAUCAACCCUGAGCAGAUACAGGGCGAGGCCCUGUCCUACUACCUGGCGCGCCUGCUGGGCCUCCAGCGCCACGUGCCGCCGCUGGCACUGGCCCGGGUGGAGGCUCGCGGCGCGCAGUGGGCGCAGGUGCAGGAGGAGCUUCGCGCGGCGCACUGGACGGAGGGCAGCGUGGUGAGCCUGACGCGCUGGCUGCCCAACCUCACCGACGUGGUGGUGCCCGCGCCCUGGCGCUCCGAGGACGGCCAGCUGCGGCCCCUGCGUGCCGCCGGGGACGAGCUGGCCAACCGCAGCCAGGCGGAGCUGGUGGACCUGGUGCAGUGGACCGACUUGAUCCUUUUCGACUAUCUGACGGCCAACUUCGACCGGCUUGUCAGCAAUCUCUUCAGCCUGCAGUGGGACCCGCGCGUCAUGCAGCGCGCCACCAGCAACCUGCACCGCGGCCCCGGCGGGGCGCUGGUCUUUCUGGACAACGAGGCGGGCUUGGUGCACGGCUACCGGGUGGCGGGCAUGUGGGACAAGUAUAACGAGCCGCUGCUGCAGUCGGUGUGCGUGUUCCGCGAGCGGACAGCGCGGCGCGUCCUAGAGCUGCACCGCGGCCAGGACGCGGCCGCCCGGCUGCUGCGCCUCUACCAGCACCACGAGCCUCGCUUCCCGGAGCUGGCCGCGCUCGCCGAUCCCCACGCUCAGCUGCUGCAGCGCCGCCUCGACUUCCUCGCCAAGCACAUUUUGCACUGUAAGGCCAAGUACGGCCGCCGACCGGGGACUUAGCGUCCCCCGGAAGAAGAGAGGGAGAGACCCCCUGGCUGGGGAAUGGAUGAUGGGGGAAGGGCCGUCGCCUCGGCCACCGCCUGGGACCGGCCAACGCCCAGCCAGUGGCCCCAGCGGCAUGGAGGCUGAAACUUCACGGCUUCACCCACCUGCCCCUUUCUCUCAGCCUCGCGCUGUUUCCUUUCCCAAGUUCGGGGAGGACGAGCUCACCGGGGCGAGAAGUGUAACAGCCCCUCCGCCCAGCCUAUAAAAGGAUUCUGCCCUGCGUCAGCACGGAGUUUGGAUCCGAAGAAACUGGCGGCCGGAGUCUGGCCCCCGGCUGGCCGUCUCUGUGGGAGAUGCAUCCCAUUCCCUGGCCCCCUCAUUCCCCUUUCCGAAAAAGGAAAACUUCUAUUUGAGCCGUUGAGCUAAUUGUGCAUUUUCUCCCCAAAUACGCGCUGGUGGCCCCGGAGCAGGGCUGUGACAUUGGCUGGUGGAGCCCCCUUCCUGUGUUCUGCCUUUGUUCCAGCACCGUUCAUGGUGAGAUCACUGUUAGGAAGGGGUGGGGGAGGCUCCCGAUAGGACAAAGAGAGCAAGACCUUCAGAACGGGAGGGGGGGGUCCUCCAGACCCUGACAAUUUGUCUGACUUGUUCCUUACCCCAUGUCUUUUUGGCCUAAAGGCUACAAAUGCAGGACCGGCCGUAUUGCACUGAGUCAAGUAAUGAAUUUCUUCUUCCUCCCCCCUCCCCUCCGACCAAAAUUUUGACAAUGAUGAUGUUCACCAGAAGAAAA
Molecule: messenger RNA, 2083 nt
Organism: Callorhinus ursinus (northern fur seal)
Lineage: Eukaryota; Metazoa; Chordata; Mammalia; Carnivora; Otariidae
Gene: FJX1
Product: four-jointed box kinase 1
Biological process (GO): cell-cell signaling
Source: RefSeq, a predicted model, not a curated record